UAAAUAGUGCUUGCUGCUCUCGCGUUCUGUGUGAGGAGCGUUGAAUAGAAGACGUGAUGGAUGAAGAAUUAAAAUGCCCCGUUUGCGGUUCUCUUUUCAAGGAUCCUAUUCUUUUACCUUGCUCGCACAAUGUGUGUUUGGCGUGCGCCCGAAAUAUCAUUGUACAGACCCCAGAAGGCGAAACACCACCGCAUAACCGUGCCUCCAACUCGGACUACGAUUAUUUGGAUAUGGACAAAAUGAGCAUGUAUAGUGAAACGGACAGCGGUUAUGGAUCAUACACGCCGUGCCUCAAGUCUCCAAAUGGGGUGAGGGUGUUUCCUCCGACUCUGGUGCACCGCCACUGCUCCAUAACGUGUCCUCUCUGUCACCGUAGUGUCUCUCUGGAUGAGCGGGGGCUGAGGGGCUUUCCACGUAACCGGCUACUGGAGGCGAUCGUGUCUCGGUAUCAACAGAGCCGCUCUGCCAACGUGAAAUGUCAGCUAUGUGACCGCAACCCUGUCGAUGCCACUGUGAUGUGCGAGCAGUGUGACGUGUUUUACUGCACACCUUGCCAGCAGCGAUGCCACCCUUCCCGUGGACCGCUGGCCAAACAUCGAUUAGUGCCACCGACCCAAUCGCCAGUUGCAGGAGGACAGCAGAUGCCCACCGCCACCUUGCGCAAACAGGGAACAUGUGCAGACCAUGACACGGUGAACUUUAGCAUGUACUGCAUCAACUGCAAGACUCCAGUGUGCAUGAAGUGUCUGGAGGGUGGCAAGCAUGGGAGUCACGAUGUAAAACCUUUAGCGGCCAUGUGGAAACAGCACAAGUGUCAACUGUCCCAAGCUUUGAAUGGUGUGUCGGAUAAAGCCAAGGAUGCCAAGGAAUUUUUGGUGCAGUUGAAGAACAUGCUUCAGCAGAUACAGGAGAAUGGGGUGGAGUUCGAGGCCUGCCUGGUGGCUCAGUGUGACGCCCUUAUUGAGGCUCUGACGCGGCAGAAAGCCAAGCUCCUCACCAAGGUUACCAAAGAGAGGGAGUACAAGCUCAAGGUGGUGCGUGACCAGAUCACUCACUGCACUAUGAAGCUACGUCAGACUACAGGCAUGAUGGAGUACUGUCUGGAGGUGAUCAAAGAGAACGACCCCAGCGGCUUCCUGCAGAUCUCCGAUGCGCUGAUCAAACGUGUGACAUCGUCUCAGGACCAGUGGGUCAAAGGGGCUCUGGAGCCCAAGGUGGGCCCUGAGUUUGACCUGACCCUGAACACCGACCCCCUGCUUCAGACCAUAAUACAGCUGGACUUUGUCCAGAGCAAAGAUAUUCAGGAGACUCCAUUAUUGAAACAAAUGCAUGCAGGUGGACUGAAAGACACGGAGAGCUCAGGAGUGGAGUCUGCCACGGUGCCCUCGGCCCCCCUGCUGCAGCUGGAGAAGUGCUGCACCCGCAACAACAGUGCCACCCUGGCCUGGAGGGUCAGUGUGUCCCCUAGCAACCCCAUUGAAGGCUACGUCCUGGAGCUGGACGACGGCAACGGGGGUCAAUACAGGGAGGUGUAUGUAGGGAAGGAGACCGUGUGCACCGUGGACGGCCUCCACUUCAACAGUUCCUACAACGCCAGAGUCAAGGCCUACAACUCCACCGGGGUGGGGCCCUAUAGCAAAAAUGUGGUGCUGAAGACAUCUGACGUGGCCUGGUUCACCUUCGACCCCGCCUCGGCUCACAGGGACAUUGUGUUGACCAAUGAGAACCAGACGGUGAGCUGCAACAGCUAUGAUGACCGUGUGGUGCUGGGGACUGCCGCCUUCUCCAAGGGGGUACAUUACUGGGAGCUCAUGGUGGAUCGCUAUGACAACCACCCGGACCCAGCGUUCGGGGUGGCGAGGAUCAACACGAUGAAGGACAUGAUGCUGGGGAAGGAUGAUAAGGCCUGGGCCAUGUACGUGGACAACAACCGCAGCUGGUUCAUGCACAACAACUCCCACACCAACAGGGCCGAGGGGGGCAUCAGCAAGGGUGCCACUGUGGGCAUCCUGCUGGACCUGAACAAGCACACUAUAACGUUCUUUAUCAACAAACAGCAGCAUGGCCCCGUGGCCUUCGAGAACCUAGAGGGAGUCUUCAUGCCUGCAAUCAGCAUCAACAGGAAUGUCCAGGUUACCCUACUAACAGGAAUGGAGGUGCCAAAGAAUUUUAAGCAGCAGUAGCCUCCUAAGGUGUCCUGGCACAGUCCCACCAAUGUCAAAAUGUACUCCUCCUGCUCCAUCCCCAUCUGUUCUUGCUACUACAGCAUAUCGUAUGCUGUUUAAUGCCUACGAUCCAAUAUCACCCUUGGAGGGAGUCUUAUAUACGAGGGACUUUUGUAUAUAAAAUAUUCUGUUGUUUUUGUAAUUUUCCAAGUCCUAAUUGCAUCUCAAGCCGUACAAUCAGAUUCUGUGUUUACAGUCAAAAUGCCACAGGGUGCUUUAAUGAAGUGCAUCACUAGAACGAAAUCCCAUGAGGAUAGAGUCAUGAGAUGUCCUACAGUACCAUUCCUCUACUUCUCUUCUCUCAGGUUCCUUCAUAGAGACUUUCUAUACUCCAAUUUCUUUAUAGGAAAUCACUAGAUGGGUUAAAUGCGGAAGACACAUUUCAGUUGAAUGCAUUCAGUUGUACAACUGACUAUUUAUCCUCCUUUCCCUUCCCUUCUCAUUCAAAAGUUGAGAAUAAUAGAGCUUUUCUUAGACACAUUAUCAGUGAAAUACUGUCUUUGCAACUUUACAAAGCCUUUCCAUACCAGAAUUGGAAUAAAAUCAACUUGAAAUCUGCGCAAUUGAAAAUGACCUUUUAUACACUAUACAUUUAAUUUAAUGAAAUUGAAUUCACCCCAGCACAGAUCAUCAGAUCUGUGUAAAGGACUAAUCAGAGGACAAACGGUACCUACAAUUCUGUCACUAGAUGACAAAUCUUGGUUCAAAGUGACGCCAAACCACUGUGACAUUGAGAUGUAACAUAGCCAUGUAUAUUUUGUCAAACUAUUUAAAAUGCAAAUAUGUAUCUUUUUUCAAACGAUUUACUGUAUAUGCAUUGGGUUUUACUACAUUAUUGAAAUAUUUAUUAAGAGGGUGUAUGCUCAUGUGAAUAAACAAGUAUUGUUAAAGGUAUUGUAAAGCAGUUAGAAAUAUUGUAUUGACAGACCACUAGAGGGUCAAGAUAAUAUGUAAGGAAAUUGUAAAUAUGACUAAUGUGUCCUAAGCAUGCAUUCUAAGCAAACUAGUUUACUAAACUCCAUCUGUACAUAGUAAAACUAUUCCUAAAACAGUGAUAUGCAGAAGCCUUUCAAACUACCUAGUACAGUAAAAUAUAUUUGCCCCAUAGAGUUUGAAGUCAAAAUUACAGCAUCACUUUAAUUUCCUAAAAAAAUAAGUGUUUAAUCAUUUAUGUGACAAUUUAAUAUCUUAUGGGGCUCAAGCACAUAAGCACAGGCUUAUUAUCCCACAUUUACAUUUGACCAUGUCCUCAUAAAGUUCACAUACUGGUAUAUCAUUAAUCAUAAUUAGAUGCAGUUAGUUGUUUUGUAUCAUAUUCUGUAAUUCUAAUUUUUUGAACAUUUUAAUCUCUGACUGCUACUAAAAGUGUUGCUUCAAAGUGAUGUGCCCUUAAUCCAAAAUGGUAAUAGGUUUUUGGAUUAAGAAUAAAGCUAUUGUUAUUAGAAUAAAAAUUCUACUCUGAGUCUGUGUUGAAGCAUGGUGGUACACCCUUGGUGAAAAUGAUUUGUACUGUUCUUGUAUCCUCGCUUUGUAAAAACACCAAAUAUAGUCAUGCAUUGUUGAAUGGUCUUAGAAUCUAAUGUUGGGUUUAUUUAGCUGUGUUUAAUGUUCUCUGAACAGAGCCAAUGCCUUGUACAUUAAACAUGUUGAUAUGAUGUAGAGCAGACUGUCUGAUUACAGAACUACAGUAUGUCCAAAGCUAAAAUGUGGAGGUGACCAUUCCCAGGGUACAUAAAUUAUAUUGACUAAAGCCAUUUUGUAUAGACAAGCCAAUGCAUCAGGUUGCAGCAUGUACAGUUGAUUAUUGAGUGUCUCCAAGUGAAUGUUGUCAAUGAGAGAAUCAUCUGUUAUGAAGGUAUUCUUAUAAAACUCAAUAAGUGCUUGUGUUGGCAACUACAGUAUAGUGAAGUGUCAUGUACCCAAAAGGGAUGACUGCAGAGGCCUACAAACAAAAGUGGCUCCAUGUAGCCUCUCAACAAUCACCAUGGAAAUGGUGUUCACAAACACACUGCCGGUACAGACCAUAAUAUCAAAGGAAUCUUUGUAGUAAAUUCACAUAGUAGCUUAUCGUCUCUAAAUGUCAUGUUGUAGUGUUUGGCAUGCAUUUACCAGCCUGCUUCUGAAUGUGAACACCCCAUCCAAAAGAAAAUAGUGCUAGAAAGUCAUGACUGUCAGAUUACAAUUGGGUUUGAAUCCUACACUCUGCCUCAAGAGACUGACAGUAGACACAUUUAUUUCAUCUAUUUAUUUAUAAAUGUAUAAUACAUUUCAGAGGUUUAUUUUGCCCACGUUUACUGUUCCCACUCUCAGUAUGCCAUGUGGGGAAGGUUGUUGCUGUGUCUGGGGGACAUCUCUCUUCUAAACACAGGCAUGCAACUCAUGCCCUGGGGUCGUGGCUAGUGCCCUCUCACUGCCACACUACCAGAAAACUAGGCAGGGUGCACCACCAAACCUCAUAGGGAAUGUCAUCUGGUCCUUUAGGACACUGGCAUCAAUGUACAGUGUGUUCACAAAAAGCUGUGCUUUAUUUUAUAGAUUUCUGUUACGUAUGUUCUUUAGUUAUCAUACGAUGUAAACGUUUCGUACUUCUAAGUGGUUUGUAUAUGAAAUGAGUUGGCAUUGUUUUCAUAUUAUACAGUUUAAAAGAAGAAAAAUGCUGUCUUUCCUUUAUAUAAUGAAUAAACUGUGAUGGAAUAUGAAUGUGCUCUUCA
Messenger RNA from Oncorhynchus keta (chum salmon), 4936 nucleotides. Its product is annotated as E3 ubiquitin-protein ligase TRIM9-like. The coding region runs from base 57 to 2183 and encodes 708 amino acids. The record is from RefSeq and is a predicted model, not a curated record. The transcript is spliced from 11 exons. Gene Ontology annotation, molecular function: zinc ion binding; protein binding. NCBI's taxonomy places the organism in Eukaryota, Metazoa, Chordata, Actinopteri, Salmoniformes, Salmonidae.